Perkinsus marinus ATCC 50983 is the source of this 474-nucleotide messenger RNA. RefSeq lists its product as hypothetical. The record is from RefSeq and is a predicted model, not a curated record. Lineage: Eukaryota; Perkinsozoa; Perkinsida; Perkinsidae. Bases 1 to 474 code for a protein of 157 amino acids. The transcript has 5 exons.
AUGUGGAGAAUGAUGUAUGAGGAGGUGGUGGCUACAUGCACUUUACUUCUCCCCUAUGUUGACGACUACUAUCGAGCAUCACAGAUUGGUGCUAUGAGGGUAUUGGGGGGCCUUGAGAGACCUAAGCAAGGGGACCUGGACUGGUGUUGUGCUGGCCUUCACCGCUGGGCUAAGGGUAUUAGUGAUGGCACUAUGGAUGUUGAGGAAAUACGAUCUCGGGAGCCUCUCAAACGUUCCCUACAGGACUGCAUUGACUCGGUAGUACAGAAGAUAGAGGAUAAAGCUGCUAACAAUGACUUGAUCAUCACCACUGCAUUAGUCCAGCUCGUGGAGCUUCUAGUGACGGCCUUCAAAGAGUAUACUCCAGUGUGUGAACUGAUGAGGAAUUCCUUGAUAUCUAAGUGGCUGUUAAGGAGAGGGAAUUUGAACAGUAUUGGUCGUGUAUUGUUUCUUAUGGAACUGAAUGGUGAGUGA